AUGGACAUUGAGGCAGAAUGCGUCUCUUCUUCUGAUGUCUUCGAGCAAUUGGUGGCUGGAUCUGCCAGAAUUUCGCUCGGGCAAGUUAUCAAAGCGGUGAAGCUCUCCAAGGCGAGAGGAACCUCGAGGGAAGAGCUCGAGUCGAAGCAGAGGGAACGUUGGGCGUUGCAGCUUGUGGUGUACAUGCGCGAUGCUAAUCUUCCUUGUGUGGCACGUAUGGAAGCACUUGGUGAAACGAAAUCUGCAUGGAUUCGCAUGUUUGGCAGCCGUCGAGCAAAGACCCUGCGCAAUCGAGCACAGGCCUGGGGUCGUUUUAGACGAUGGUUGGAAGUCAGCUUCAACCUCUAUUGGCCUGGGUCCCCUGCGCAUCUUUUCAGAUACAUGGAAGAGCGGGCAGAAUGCAAGGUCAUGGGGAAAACUGUUCCGAACUGUCUGUUGUCUUCAGUUUCAUUGCUUGAGACACUGGGGCAGGUCCCCCCCGAGGACCGUCUCAGUCAAGACCCUAUGGUGCUGGAGAUUUUCCGGUCAUGGACCAUGGAGCUGGAGGCUCAGGCGCCAGCAGUGCGUCCUGCCCCUAUGUUCACUGUUGCAAUCAUGCUUUCGCUGGAGAUGGCUGUUUGUAAGAGCACUGGACCGAUUGGCUUACGGUGGACAGCAUUCGUUUUGCUUCUGAUGAUCUGGGGGACGUUGAGAGCAGACGAUGUUCAGAACAUUGAUCCAGAUACCCUGAAGUUUUCACAGAUUGGAAUGAGAUUUGUCAUGAAGAAGACCAAGACCAGUGGGCCAGGGCGAAAGGUUGGAGAAUUGCAUGGGUUCAUCUCGAGAGUGGCAGGAUUGUCGGGAUUUGAUUGGAUGCUCGAAGGAUCCCGAUUGGCGUCAUCGGCGGAGCUGAGGUGGUCGAGGGAUUUUCUUUGUCCAAUUUUCACGGAAGAUUGGGAUCAUGGCAGUCGUGUUUACAUGGAUGGCGAAGGGCUGGCUAUUCAGUGCAGACGACUGCUCAAGUCGCUCAUGGCACCGGUCCGAGGUAGUGGGAAUACUUGGGGCUUGAACAGGACGCGCUUGGUCCCCGAUCAGCUCGUGAUGUUUUGGUCGGGACAUAGCGCGCGACACACUCUACCAAGUCUGGCAGCGGCCCUGGGAGUUGAGAAGGACCGCCGGGAUUUCUUGGGGCGUUGGGCGUAUGCACAGCAUGGACCACAGGAUUACAUCCUGACUAGUCGGCAGGUGGUACAGGCGAUUCAAAAUCAUGUUUCGAAAUGCCUUUUGCUGGGAAACGCAGACGGUGGAUACAUGGAAGAGGAGCUGCUUCAUACUAUCAAGACCUUUGCUGACGAUAAUGGCAUAAAUGGCGCUGCCGUGGUUCUGGGACAUGAGGUUUUGCUUUGGGAUGAUGAGAAGCAAUGGUGGUCUUUGAAUGGGAAAUUUCCUUGUAUGAAGGUGGGGCCUGAUCGCGUGGUCGCUUCAGCUGGUUCCAUGGAUGCAACACUCCCUGGACCGUAUUCGGCUGUGGAAGUCGAUGACAUGCCGGAGGCGCCAUACUUCAUUACAAUCUCACGUCGGGGAUUUCGUCGAUUGCACUUGAGCAAGAGCUGCGCGGUGCGGCAGGAGCGAUGUGCUGAGACGACUCCCGUUUUCGUCUUGAAGGAGGGGAUCGCCGACGCAGUUUGCAAACUCUGCCGGCCAAAGAUGGAUGCGUGCCCUGACUCUUCCAGCAGUGGUUCAGAGUUUACUGAGGAAGAGCCUCUGGGAGCAGCCGGUGAAGUGGUGCAAUCGGAUCGCAUUGCAAUGGCGGGGCCACCGCCCGGCCCGCCGGCUGCACUCACGCUGCCGGCCGGCGUAUCGAACGAUGAUGCGCUGGACUACCUGGACAAGAACCUCACAUCUGAUCUGCUUCAUAUCCUCCAGGAGUGUGGAGUGCCCCUCGCUCUGCAGUACAAAUUGGGGAGUGAUUUCAAGAAUGUGAAGAGGUUUGCAGCAUAUGCGGAUUCACGGACCGGGGUGCGGGAGGCCCUAAAAACCGAUCAUACCCUGGAACCUGCAGAUCAAGUGACACGUGCGGCUGUUGCAUCAGUGGUUUCAGCAUGGGAGUCAUGCAAGGAGUACAGUUCGAAGGAAUCUGAGCUACGUGCAGAGGCCAAAGUUCUUGGGAUCACGAGACCGGUUACGCAGACAGAACGUCAAGCCAUGCGUGCAUCUUUUGAAGCAACAUAUGGUAAAGUGGAGGAGAGCUUUGAGCCUUCAGACGACUAUGUUUCCACGAAGAUGGAGGAGAUCGAGAAUGGGGAGUUGUCAGCGUCGAGCCUUUCAGAAGUUACAAGCCGGAAGCAAGUGAAGACCAUGGGGUUACAAACUUCAGUGGACACUGGGGGUCAUGUGCGGAUCGUCAAGCAACGGGCUAAGGGGGUGAUGCCUCAGAACACUGAGGAGCUUCGUGCAGUGCUGCGUGUUGAGGGGACGGCUUUCUGUUAUCUGGCUUCCAAGUAUCGCAACAAGGUGCUCUUCACAGGCAUGAAUCCUACGAUCUGGCUGGACUACGCGAACUAUCUGCUGGGGGAGAAAGUCUAUCGCAUGCAGAUCCCCACAGGCAGCAAGGGAUCCGGCAAGCAGGAUCAAAUGACGCUUCGACCGCCAUGGACCGUCAUGCUGACGUAUGAGUACGAAUUACGCAAAGAAGCCAUCAAGCGUGCAGUUCGAGAAUCCAGAGAGCUACGAGUUACGCUCAAGGAGGUGUGCGAUGAUCCACAGCUGAAAGAGCAAUUCUUUACGGCGCCCAUCGCUCUGGGAGGACAUCGGAUCAAAGGGGAUGGCUGGAAGGGCGAUGGUUGGAAGCGUCAAAACGCUUAUCCCGAUUUUGGUGGCGAGCAGCCAUGGAAGUGGCAGAAAGGAGGCUCAUUUGCUUUGCAUACUCAACUUCUGGUUGCGACGGAUCCUGUGGCAUGGUUCACUGCUGCCAAGUUCGGACUCAACGUGCUGUACUUGUUCGCUGGUCUUCCACGCGAUGGCGAUUUGAGGUACUUCCUUGAACGCUGGUGUGAUGCGCACGCCUUUGAAUUAAUUCUACGUGAGGUUGACGUGAAGCGUUCGCCUAAUGAUGAUUUAUCUCAGUCCUCACUCUGGGAGAAUAUCUUCUCGGAGCUCCGUGCGGGACAAUGGGACAUCUUGAUCUGCAGCCCGCCUUGCGGCACGUACUCUCGUGCCCGACACCGAUCUGUCGGGAACGGAUCCGGACCAGUUCCUCUUCGCAAUUGCAUGCAUCCAUGGGGUUUUCCUUGGCUUUCCGAAUCGAAUGCAGCUCUAGUCAAGAUUGCCAACUACUUUGUCAAACAAUGUUUGGAGGCGAUCGGAUAUCAAUGUGCAGCGAACAGAUUUUACAUCUGGGAACAUCCCGAGGACUUGGGUGUCACCGAGACUGGGGAUGUCCCGGCAAGUAUUUGGCAACUUGCUGAAAUCCGAUCGCUCGACGGUUUUACUUGGGCGGUUCACCAAUGCGCCUUUGGCGCCUUGCAUCCCAAACCAACUCGCUUCUUGUCCAAUCUUCCACUGGCGGAACAGUGGUCCAAUGGCUGGCCCACCUUUGAUGCUGAUGGGUGCUACACUGGUCCUUUGACUUGGUGCAACCACGAUUGGCAUGAAUCAAUGAUGGGUUGGGACGUUUCCUCAGGCACGUGGCGCACCGCUGGAUCUGAACGUUACCCACCUCUACUUUGUUCGCAUCUUGCUGAUUGCAUAACAUCUUCACAGAAACAGACCGAUCUUCCUGAAGCACCGGCCGAUGCUGAAACCUUGGCCCAGUCUCUCCUUCAUCGGAUGGAUGCCCUCGCACCCGACGACUUGCAGCCUCUUGCUGAACUCCUGCCCCGGGAAGCUUCUCACAAGGCUGCUGGGCAUCAACGUGAAGGCGCUUUCUUCGCCGGGGCCUAUGCCCGGGGCGGUUUCGUGGGACUGCGAUCUUCUUGCCAUUCUUUCCCAUGUUCCAUCAAGGUUCUGACCGCAGCUCUUCGAGGCGCCUUUCCAGGACAAUGCUUCUCUACGCUGGUUGUUUUCACUAACACACUGACGGCACCUCACAAGGACGUGCACAAUGCUCCCUUUCCCAAUUUGCUUAUGCCACUUUCCAAGUUUACUGCUGGGCAAGUUUGGCGGGAAGAUUCUGAGGGCGAUGUCUAUCGCACAGUGGCCGGCCAGGCCCGACCUGGUCGCUUGUUGGACCAAGUUGCCUUGCUGGCCGCGCUGGGCUUCGUCUUGCCCGAUGCAGACCGCGCACGCAUGGGGGAACACGCUCCUGCAUCGGUCAUGGUACAAAAGGCGUCUGGGGCAGCCAAGGCGAACCCCUCGACAAAAGCCAGUCAGGAAGUGAUCACGGUGGAUUCGGGGGAUGAGCUUCCGGAAGAGACUGCAGACACUGAACCUCCUUUUGAUCCGCGUACAAGCCGGGCAUUUGGACAACCUUUGGUCUGUCGUCAUGAUACAGGCAAGCGAGUCUUCGUUGAUGGCUUCGGACUAUGCUCCCCGGGCCGUUGGCCACCGGGCCAAAGGGGACAGCUGAAUUCAUGGGAGGAGAGCUUGCAUGCUGAACGGAUGCAAAGGAUCUUGCGUAACUUCGUUUUGGCUGAACUCCCUGACAUUCGGAAGUCUGCUUUCCUCUUGGCUGCCGGAAGGUUGGAAUCGAGUCCCUUCACACAAUCCGCCCUGGACAGACUACGUGGUGAGCUGGCGGGAACAUUGCCCGAUCCGGCCCUGGCGCUUCGGGUUCCUGACCGCCAGCCGUUCUUGUUGUACAUGCUAGCGCAAUCUCUGCGGAUCUUGGGAGACCCUGACUGGGAGAUUCUGAUUCAAGGAACGGAGUGCUUUGCAGAAGGCGUGCCAUUGGGUGACGAGGAGCCGCUGCCCCGUACACCGCAGGUUUUUGCCCGUCGUGAAAAGUUCCGAAAACUGGAUGCAUCACCUUUUCAAGCGAUCAUGGACAACUACACGUCAGCAGAAUUGUCCUCUGAGCAACUUGAGGAGCAUUUUCGGGCUGAUGAGCAGAAAGGCCGCAUGCUGCCGACUACGGAGGGAGCAGUGGCUCAGGAGUAUGGUCCGGGGCAGCUUUUGGUAGCCGCCAUGGGCGCAGUGGAGAAACCCAAUGGUGACAUCAGGCCGCUGCACGACGGAACUCACGGCGUCAACCUGAACAAUCGGAUACGCAUCUUGGAUAAAUUGGAGACACCAGGACCUGAUGAGGUGUUAGAGAUGGUUUCCCUUGCGCGCGACUCGGGCGAAGCAGUGUUUGCCAUCUCUGCCGACAUAUCCCAAGCUCAUCGCCAGGUGAAGGUCAGGCGAAAGGAUUGGCCUAAAAUGGGGUGCCGUUCCAGUUCGACAUCACGUACCGUAUGGCUCAAUACUGUCGGCACAUUUGGCAUCAGCUCCGCCGCCUACUGGUGGAGCCGGCUGUUCGGAUGCAUUGGGAGGUGGGUGCUACGCAUCUUGACCACGCUCUGGCAUAUGGAGGUGGUCUACGUGGAUGAUUUACACCUCGUGACCGCUGGAGACACAAAAUUCCUUGUGCUUUGGAUGGCCCUGGCGGCGUACGAGGCAAUCGGCACACCAUUUGCCUACCACAAAUUCAAAGGUGGGAUCAAGGUUGAUUUCGUGGGAUAUCAUAUCGCAUAUGAUCAAUGGUCUGCAGGGCUCUCAUCCAAACGCACAAAGUGGAUAGUGGGCUGGAUCAACGAUCUUGAGGCUGCGAGUUGGAUGGUAGUGGGUCGUGCCAUGGUAGAGUUCACUGGCAGGAUGACUUUUGUUGGUAGACUGCUAUUGUGGCUAAAACCUUUCUUGGCUCCGCUGCAUUCCUGGUGUGCAGUACUGGCAAGGGGAACAACAGCACGCGUUCCCACGAUGGUUUAUCUCUCGCUCAUCUACAUCCGGAAGAAUCUUUUGCUGACACACCACUUGGUGCCCGCUUUGCGGCAGGCCCCCUUUGUGACCCAGUCUUUUCGAACGGAUGCGAAGUGUGAGCGUGGACGUGUCGUGUUGGGUGGUUGGUCCCUUGCCAAAGGGAACGUGCCGGCCAAAGCAGACUGGUUUUCUGUUGAAGUCACACCGACAAUGGCGCCUUGGUUGUUUAAGGAGGAUGGAGCAAGUGAAUGGGCAUCAGCCAGCGCCGAGUUGCUGGCUUCUUAUCUGGCCUUGUUUGCAUUUGGUCACCUUCAGGCUGCUGGAUGUCGCAAUGUCAUGUUGGCAACGAUCUAUGGUGGAACAGACAAUCGGUCGAACCCUCAGGCCGAAGCAAAAGGGUCAUCUACGAAGUGGCCGCUCAUGGGGCUGCUGAUGCAAAUGUCUGAGACACUCCUUCAUUCCAAUCUGCGUGUGAAGCUGCAGUGGAGGCCACGGGAAGAGAACACGGAGGCCGACGAUUUGACAAAUGGUGACUUCUCGAAAUUCGACAUGUCGUUGAGGAGGCCGGUUUCCUUUUCCGAUCUGAAGCUGGAUUUGUUUGAGGAAUUGAUGGCUUGCUACGAUGAGUACGAAGCAUCGAAGGUGGCCUUGAGAGAACGGAAUCCAAUUCGGGAGAAGGCUUCGAUCAAACAGAAGCUGGCCGAGAAAACUCCGUGGUGA
Messenger RNA from Symbiodinium natans, 6597 nucleotides. NCBI's taxonomy places the organism in Eukaryota, Dinophyceae, Suessiales, Symbiodiniaceae. The record is from the annotation of a GenBank genome assembly.